Molecule: messenger RNA, 1095 nt
Organism: Acyrthosiphon pisum (pea aphid)
Lineage: Eukaryota; Metazoa; Arthropoda; Insecta; Hemiptera; Aphididae
Exons: 5
Coding region: 1-1095 (364 amino acids)
Source: RefSeq, a predicted model, not a curated record
AUGAAUGCUUAUGAUAUUGGCUUAUGUCUUAAUAAGCAACUUGAUGACGAAAACAAAUUAUUGUUCUUAAAAAAUACAUGGACACCAAUGCAUGGAUUUAUUUUUCCAACUGUCAAACAGGGGAAUCAGAAUAGAUGUUUUCAAAGAGAAUGGUUGAACAUGUUCAAGUGGCUGGCUUAUAGUGAUGUAAAAAAAGGCGGCUUUUGUAAAUAUUGUGUCAUUUUUCAACCAAGUGGUGGUGGUCAAGGUUGUCAGCCAUUGAAAGCUUUUGUCACUGAACCGUUUUUAAAUUUUAAAAAAGGCAUCGAACUAUUGAAAAAUCAUGGUGGAUCAAAGCUUAUAAAUAAUAUUGUUAGUGAUAAAACUAAAUCGAUAAUGGAAGCUAAUAGAAAACGUUUAACUUCAAUUAUAAAAACUAUAAUAUUUUGUGGUCAUAACAAUAUAUCUCUCAGAGGGCACAGAGACGAUGGGAUACUUGACUAUGAAUCAGCAAUAACAGGAAAAGAAGGAAUUUUUAGAAGUCUUUUAUCAUUUCGCUUAGACUCCGGUGAUAACAUUUUGAAGGACCAUUUUAAAUCGUGUGGUAAAAAUUCAACCAUGAUCAGCAAAACAAUACAAAAUGAAAUAAUAAAUGUACUGCAUCAAGUUAUUACUGAGAGCAUUGUCAAAAACAUUAAAAAAAAUGUUUUUUUUUCAAUUAUUUGCGAUGAAACAACAGAUGUCAGUACUAAAGAACAACUAUCAUUUUCUGUGAGGACACAAGCGGCAUUAAUGUAUGAUGAAGAUAUACCAGCUAAUUCUCACUUGGAAAUACAAGCUGAAUUAGAACUCUGGAAGACGAAAUGGGCCAACACAGAAAAUCCAAAGCCCCAAACUGCGGUUGAAACAUUGGUACAUUCAACAGCUGAAAGAUCAUUUUCUUCCCUAAGAAGAUUGAAAAAUUACAUGAGAUCUUCUAUGACAGAAGACAGGCUAAAUGGGUUAGCAGUGCUGCAUAUACAUAAAGAAAUACCCAUCAAUAUCGACGAUGUCAUAAAUAUAUUUUCUCGACAGAAGCAAAGGCGAAUGAAAACUGAAGAUUGGUCAAAAGACUAA